AUGCCCCUCAUCCUUUUGCCCCAGACGGGGACCUUCCGCAUUGUCUCAGAAGAGGAGCAGGCACUGCGCACCAAACUGGAGCGCCUCACCACCAAGGACCACGGCCCUGUUUUUGGGAGGUGCCAGCAGAUCCCCCCUCACACCCUGCAGAAGGCAAAAGAUGAGCUGAAUGAGACGGAGGAGCAGAGAGAGGCAGCAGUCAGAGCGCUGCGGGAGCUGGUGCAGGAGCGGGCCGGCAGUGAGGAUGUCUGCAAGGCAGUGGCUGAGAAGAUGCAGGGGAAGGAUGAUUCCUUCUUCCUCCGCUUCAUCCGUGCCCGCAAGUUUGAUGUGCACAGGGCCUACGACCUGCUGAAAGGCUAUGUGAACUUCCGCCAGCAAUACCCCGAACUCUUUGACAACCUGACCCCUGAGGCCGUGCGCAGCACCAUUGAGGCGGGCUACCCCGGCAUCCUGGCCAGCAGGGACAAAUAUGGGCGGGUAGUGAUGCUCUUCAACAUCGAGAACUGGGACUAUGAGGAGAUCACCUUCGAUGAGAUCCUUCGUGCCUACUGCGUUAUCUUGGAGAAACUGCUGGAAAAUGAAGAGACCCAGAUCAAUGGGUUCUGCAUCAUUGAGAACUUCAAAGGCUUCACCAUGCAGCAGGCAUCAGGGAUCAAACCUUCUGAGCUCAAGAAGAUGGUGGACAUGCUACAGGACUCCUUCCCAGCACGGUUCAAGGCUGUCCACUUCAUCCACCAGCCCUGGUACUUCACCACUACCUACAACGUGGUCAAACCGUUCCUGAAGAGCAAACUGCUGGAGAGGGUGUUUGUGCACGGCGAGGAGCUGGAGUCCUUCUACCAGGAGAUCGAUGCUGACAUACUGCCAGCAGACUUCGGUGGCAACCUGCCCAAGUACGACGGCAAAGCAACUGCAGAGCAGCUCUUUGGGCCCCGCAUCGAAGCUGAAGACACGGCGCUUUAA
Centrocercus urophasianus (Greater sage-grouse) is the source of this 963-nucleotide messenger RNA. RefSeq names its product retinaldehyde binding protein 1 (gene RLBP1). Bases 1 to 963 code for a protein of 320 amino acids. Gene Ontology annotation, molecular function: phosphatidylinositol bisphosphate binding. The record is from RefSeq and is a predicted model, not a curated record. NCBI's taxonomy places the organism in Eukaryota, Metazoa, Chordata, Aves, Galliformes, Phasianidae. Gene Ontology annotation, cellular component: membrane. The transcript has 6 exons.